CGGGCGAGGAACUGGAGCGCAGAGCAAGCCACCAAGGGUCUCAAGGAGACUGUCAAGUGGAGGCGUGAGUACAGGCCGAAUGCAAUUUCCUGGGACGACAUUCCAGAAGUGGAGAACGAGGCCCGGAGGACACAUGUGGCCGACUACCUUGACAAGAAUGGAAGAAGUGUCCUCGUAUCAAACGUACCAAUGAAGUCUAAAGUUUCAGCCAAGGAGCAAAUAAAGCACCUGGUGUAUCUCCUGGAGCAUUUCGCCACCAACUCGGCGGAUGAACAAGACGACUUCGUCGUUUGGCUGACCGACUUCCGAGGCUGGUCGAUAUCGAGCUCGCCGCUGUCGAUAACCCCCGAAUCCAUACACAUAAUCCAAAACUAUUAUCCGGGGGUGAUAGGCGUGGCGAUCCCUUUCGACCCUCCAAGGAUUUUUGAGUCUUUCUGGAAGAUAGCCAAGAACUUCGUGCAGCCAGACAUGAAAGAGAAAGUGAAGUUUGUGUAUGCAAACAAGCCGGAGAGCAUCAAGAUAAUGGCUGACAUCUUUGACUUGGAUACGCUGGAAUCUUCAUUUGGAGGAAGAAGCACCGGUACGGCCUUCGACAUCAACAAGUAUGCCGAGAGAAUGAGAAGAGCCGACAAGAUGAGAGGAGCAUCAAAAGAUUCAAAUGGUCACAACCACUGAUAGAAGAUAGGCUAGGGGUUGCAAUGCAUCACACAUUCGUAUUCAUCCACAGUGGGGUAAUAUAUAAUAGAGUACAUGAGAGAGAGGGAGAAAGAUACACACGCACGUAAACAGACUAACCAUCGAUCCUAGAUGGAUGGAAAGAUAAGUGCAGCUAACAGCCUUGCAUGCGCCAUGCAAGGGCGGUGGAUGCAUGGAGUGUGCGACUAGCUCGGACUAGUAACACAAGUCUAACAGUAGACCAAAUCAUAGUCUAACAGCCCCCCGCAGUGUCAACGUGGGCUUGCCGGACGUUGAGACUGGAUCGAAAUUCAGCAAAGAGCGUGGUUGGCAGCCCUUUGGUGAAAAUGUCAGCAUACUGUGAAGAAGUGGGAACAUGCAGAACCCGAACCUCGCC
Messenger RNA from Triticum dicoccoides, 1072 nucleotides. RefSeq names its product phosphatidylinositol transfer protein 3-like. The record is from RefSeq and is a predicted model, not a curated record. Gene Ontology annotation, molecular function: phosphatidylinositol transfer activity. Lineage: Eukaryota; Viridiplantae; Streptophyta; Magnoliopsida; Poales; Poaceae. The annotation marks the transcript as partial. The transcript is spliced from 4 exons.